AUGAAUCGUAGAUAUGUAUGGUGCUCGCUAGACUGUAGUGCAGUGAGUGAGUGGAAGAAUUUGUCCCCCGGACUAGGAAGAAUGCGAUGGUUGUCGAAUGAUCUGCUGGAUAAUUUCUUGAACCUUAUUGUCGAAGCAUUUGAUGAUCUCAAUGUGCCAUCGAUCAACAUCACUCGCCUCACAGCCGUAAAUCUCCGUGCUUUUUUACCAGAGAACGUCACUGAUGCUAUUAUUGACUGGUUCCUCAGGAAAAUGUGCACGAAAACAGAGGAAGGAGAUUAUAACGUCAAUCCGGAACCAUUUGUUCGCGCCCGAGCUGCUCAACUUUUGCGAGCUGUUGCGAAGUUGGAAAUGCAAACAUUCGAGAAACUACUCGAUGAGAUGUUGCCUGUUGGAAUCAAAAUGGAGCCUUCACACCUUCUUGGCAUCUCAGUUCACUCGGAGAAUGUUCGAGGAAAGUUCAUUUCGUAUCUCAGUGCUGAAGACUUACCAGAAAAUCCAAGAGCUCGAUUGGAUGUGCUCUUUUCCAUGCAAAAGCUAUGGACACUCGAAGAAAUUUCACCCUUCCUGUCCGACAUUUGUGCGAAUCCCAAGGAUAUGGAGGUUCUCAUGUACGGGAUGUGCCGAAGUCUUUAUCGAGAAGAUGGAACAAGAUGCUUCUGCUCACUGCGUCCCGUUUAG
Messenger RNA from Ostertagia ostertagi, 681 nucleotides. The record is from the annotation of a GenBank genome assembly. NCBI's taxonomy places the organism in Eukaryota, Metazoa, Nematoda, Chromadorea, Rhabditida, Trichostrongylidae.